UUCCCAGAUAUAAUGGAGAGACCUGCGUCUACCGUGGACUCGAAGUGAUCGGUUGCGAAUUUUUCCGUGUGGCGUGUUGUAUAUCUUUACGGGGAAGAUAGAGAAGUGGAGAAGGUGGCGGAACGGAAGAAGGAAGAAGAAGAGGAGGAGGCAGAGCGAGAGAAAGAGAGAGAGAGAUAGACAGAUUAGGUUAGGUUAGGUUGGGUUGAACUCACGUUCCCCCCUCUCAUUCCUCCGCUGCGGCACCACGGCGCUCCAUCUCACUUCGAUGUGCACGCCCGUUUCCAUCUGACUUGUGCACGCCUGAGGGACGAGGACGGCAUGGCAGAGAGAGAAGAGAGGUAAAGAGUGCGAGGAUAGUGCGCGACUGGUGGAUCCGAGGAAAAGCGGUAGAAAAAUACAAAUGCCGAUCGCCGAUGGAAUUUUGGUCGCUGAAUCGACCGCGGCGACCCAUCACGAAUCCCUCAAAGCUGGCAUGUUACGCUUCAUCGAGAGACUUUCAGGGAAGCGGCGGCACGUGCGCCGGAGUUCGGGCCCAGGUGGUGUCGCCCGUGUUGCCGAGGAAACGCAAGAAGGAGAGGUCAACGAUAGGGGAUGCCGCGAGGCGAGCGAGAUAUCAGUCGAGGAGAUUAGCUCGACGGUAGCGAGGAGCAAAGUUCCCUGCGACGACAGCGGGGUCGCCGGUCGCCACUAUCAUUCGCCGCCUUACCUCUGUCACCGUCAUUAUCGUAGUCAUCGUCAUUCAUCGUCGCGUCAACGAUACCACCAUCGAAGGGACAUCGAUGACGUGGGCAGCGACGGCGAUUGCAACGAUAGCGGCGACGACGAUAGUGGCGAUGACGACAGGAACGAGGCCAUCGAGAACGAUGAGAAUGACGACGAUGACGAUGACGAUAACGGCGAAGAGGAGGAGGACGAUAAGAUGUGCCUCGACCGUCUCCAUCCUCGUCUUCAUCGAUUCUAUGAUCGGCGAUCUCGCGGAAGCGGCGACGUUGACGCCGAAGUCGGGGUCCAUCGAACCGAGACGACUAUCGUCCAUCCUCUCGCACGAACCUCGCCUAUCGCGACCACCGCCGUCGCUAACCCCUCUGUCGUCACUGCCAUGGCGAGAGGAUGCAAAAUUCCGCCUUACCUCACGACUAUACUACUUCUUUCCUACACUCUCUUCGGUAUAGCAGACGCUUGCUCGUCACGUUCAACGCCAAAACCGAGGCCGCCGACGCCAACGGAUCGGCCGAAUAUCACAUUCCACAUGUACACGUGUCCACCGGAUUACGCAGAGUGGUAUUGUUUGAAUGGCGCCACGUGUUUCACCGUAAAAAUUGUCGACUCUCUUCUAUACAACUGUCUAUGCGCCAAUGGAUAUAUCGGACAAAGAUGCGAGUUUAAAGAUUUAGAUGGUUCCUAUUUACCUUCACGGCAACGAGUAAUGUUGGAGACAGCCAGCAUCGCCGGUGGUGCCACAAUAGCAGUAUUCCUCGUCGUUAUCAUUUGUAUAACGGCUUAUAUCCAUUGUAAGCGAAAACAGAAGGAAUUACGGUCGAGCAAUAACUGCGUCGAUACGGUGGAUGGUCCUGGCCGAGAUCCGGAGCUGAGGCCGUUUAGCAACCGCAGCCGCUCUCUUAUGAUCUUCAUGGCCAAGAAUUCUAACAACUCGGCGACGAUAGAACAAACGAGAAUGCCCAACUGGAAUUGUCCAGAAACGGAAUCGAUGAGGAUGGCACCCAUCAGCGAGAAUAAGCCCUCAAGCCAAUAGCGAACUACGUGA
Molecule: messenger RNA, 1768 nt
Organism: Mycetomoellerius zeteki
Lineage: Eukaryota; Metazoa; Arthropoda; Insecta; Hymenoptera; Formicidae
Exons: 7
Coding region: 404-1756 (450 amino acids)
Biological process (GO): epidermal growth factor receptor signaling pathway
Molecular function (GO): receptor ligand activity; epidermal growth factor receptor binding
Source: RefSeq, a predicted model, not a curated record